Messenger RNA from Sesamum indicum (sesame), 2148 nucleotides. RefSeq names its product chloroplast signal recognition particle 54 kDa subunit (gene CPSRP54). Gene Ontology annotation, cellular component: signal recognition particle. Lineage: Eukaryota; Viridiplantae; Streptophyta; Magnoliopsida; Lamiales; Pedaliaceae. Gene Ontology annotation, molecular function: ATP hydrolysis activity; GTPase activity; GTP binding. The record is from RefSeq and is a predicted model, not a curated record. Gene Ontology annotation, biological process: SRP-dependent cotranslational protein targeting to membrane.
UCUGCGAAAAGGCAAACGCUCAACUCUCUCUUCCUCUCUCUCAUGGAGGCCUCUGCGACCGUUGCUUCCCGCCAUUGCCUCCCUUCUUCGUCGCUUCCAAUUCCCAAACUGCCACUUGCCGUUUCCAGAUUCUCUUCCCGGGCCUACUCCGCUCACUCACUCUCCUUUUCUUCCGGGAACUCAUUCACCAGAGAGGUAUGGGGAGCAAUAAAUUCCAAGGUCAGUGUGAACCACAGAAGGGAAAUGCGAGGCGUCGUGAGAGCAGAAAUGUUUGGGCAGCUGACUGGUGGGCUCGAAGCCGCUUGGAGCAAGCUCAAGGGAGAAGAGGUUUUGACCAAAGAAAACAUUGUGGAACCAAUGAGAGACAUUAGGAGAGCUCUUUUAGAAGCUGAUGUUAGCCUUCCUGUUGUUAGAAGAUUUGUUCAGGCCGUAAGUGAUCAGGCGGUUGGUACUGGUUUGAUCCGAGGAGUGAAACCAGAUCAGCAAUUAGUUAAGAUUGUGCAUGAUGAGCUAGUAAAACUAAUGGGAGGAGAAGUUUCUGAGCUGGUUUUCGCAAAAUCUAAACCAACUGUAAUUUUGUUGGCUGGGUUGCAAGGUGUUGGAAAGACAACUGUCAGCGCAAAACUAGCUUUAUAUCUUAAAAAACUGGGGAAGAGUUGCAUGCUAAUUGCUGGGGAUGUUUAUAGACCUGCUGCAAUUGACCAGUUGGUUAUUUUAGGCAACCAGGUGGGGGUGCCUGUUUAUGCAGCAGGAACUGCAAUUAAACCUGCAGAAAUAGCAAGGCAAGGUCUGCAGGAGGCGAGACAAAAGAAUGUCGAUGUGGUCAUAAUGGAUACUGCUGGAAGACUUCAGAUAGAUAAAGCAAUGAUGGAUGAACUGAAAGAGGUCAAAAGAGUAUUAAAUCCCACUGAAGUUUUGCUUGUUGUGGAUGCAAUGACUGGCCAAGAAGCUGCUGCCUUGGUGACAACAUUCAAUGUUGAGAUUGGUAUUACUGGUGCCAUUUUAACAAAGCUAGAUGGGGAUUCUAGAGGUGGUGCAGCCUUGAGUGUAAAAGAGGUGUCGGGGAAGCCAAUCAAGCUUGUAGGAAGAGGGGAGCGCAUGGAAGACCUUGAACCGUUCUAUCCCGAUCGCAUGGCAGGGCGUAUCUUAGGAAUGGGUGAUGUUUUGUCGUUUGUUGAGAAAGCCCAAGAAGUUAUGCGCCAAGAGGAUGCUGAAGACUUGCAGAAAAAAAUCAUGAGUGCAAAAUUUGAUUUCAAUGACUUCUUGAAGCAAACUCGUGCAGUGGCACGGAUGGGCUCGAUGUCUCGUGUAAUUGGAAUGAUACCAGGCAUGGGGAAGGUUACUCCUGCACAAAUUCGAGAGGCAGAAAAGAACUUGAAAGUAAUGGAGUCUAUGAUUGAAGCAAUGACUCCAGAGGAAAGGGAAAAGCCAGAACUUUUGGCAGAAUCACCUGCGAGGAGGAAAAGAAUUGCUCAAGAUUCCGGGAAAACAGAGCAACAGGUGAGUCAACUUGUAGCUCAACUUUUCCAAAUGCGCGUACGCAUGAAGAACUUGAUGGGUGUAAUGGAAGGUGGAUCACUUCCUACAAUGAGCAAUCUUGAGGAGGCCCUGAAGGCAGAACAGAAGGCUCCCCCUGGUACAGCAAGGAGAAAGAGAAGAUCAGAAUCAAGGAGGCAGUUUGCAGACUCAUCCGCACGGCCCAAUCCUCGUGGUUUUGGGGCAAAAAAUUAAGCAAACUGUUUGUUUCAAAAUCUCAACUAUCCAUCCACACAGUUGAUUACCAUUUCUCGGGCGAACACUAAUUUCACAGCACAUUGUCAGAAAUUUUACAGCUAGAAUUCUUGCAUAUCUUCCCUUCAUCGUUAAGAGAAAGUGCUGUUGAUAGCCGCUGUUGGAGGUAAUACAUUUUAAGAAGAAUGCAGUGUAUGUUUGUAGGUGGAAUAACCAUUGUGCUGUCUCUCAGUCCCUGUAAAGCUAAUUUUCUGUUACUUAUUCAGACCUGGCUCGGCUCAGAGUUAAAUAUCAACUUGGGUCUCUGAGGAGAAGGAACAUUAUUUCCAAGACAGGUUUAUGACUAAGGUUUCUGUACUUUCCCCAGAAAAUUAAGUGACAGCAUUGAGCAUAUUAUAUAGUUCACCGUUGUCGUCA